Molecule: messenger RNA, 1615 nt
Organism: Gilbertella persicaria
Lineage: Eukaryota; Fungi; Mucoromycota; Mucoromycetes; Mucorales; Choanephoraceae
Product: AAAP amino acid permease
Exons: 9
Coding region: 202-1572 (456 amino acids)
Biological process (GO): amino acid transmembrane transport
Cellular component (GO): endoplasmic reticulum
Molecular function (GO): amino acid transmembrane transporter activity
Source: RefSeq, a predicted model, not a curated record
AAUCGACUUUCUGUUUAAGACAAUUCAACCGUGUAACCCGUUACAUAUAUAAGAAUUUAUAGAAGAUGUACAUUGAGUAGAAGCAAUGUAGUUACACUUCAGGCACGCAUAUUCUCUCCCCUUUUUUUCUCGCUAUUCAGUCUCCGUUUAGUCUAAUCCCGAUUUGAUUCGGCUUUUGGCUUUACUCUUUUUAUAUACACUAUGUCCCAUUCAGAUGAAGACCACCGCCCUACAACAGAAUAUACCGAGUUUGAAUUUCAAGAUUCAGCUGCUGAUGAGCCUUUGUUAGCGAACACAGAAAGUGAUGAAGAAUUACACGUAGAAUAUAAACUACCUUCAGAAGGUGGAACGAUAUUUUCAAGCUUUUUAAACAUGGCCAAUAGUAUUAUCGGAGCAGGCAUCAUAGGAUUACCAUUUGCAUUUAAAGAAGCUGGAUUUUGGACAGGCAUUGCUUUACUGAUCUUGUUGACAUUGAUUGUAGAUUGGACUGUGAGACUAUUGAUUUUCAAUGGCAAAUUAGCAGGCAGAUCAACUUACCAAGAUUUAAUGGAAUUCGCAUUUGGUAGACUUGGAUUGAUUGCCAUUUCUAUUUUCCAAUUUGCUUUUGCCUUUGGAGGUAUGGCAGCGUAUUGUGUGAUUAUAGGCGAUACAAUUCCUCACGUGAUUCGUUCUUUGUUUCCCAAAAUCCAUCAAGUACCUGUCAUUUGGAUUUUUGGAGACAGACAACUCUGUAUUGGGUUCUUUACGCUAUUUGUGUCCUAUCCACUCUCACUCUAUCGAGAUAUAGCCAAAUUAGCCAAGACAAGUGCAUUAGCGUUGAUUGCUAUUUUCAUUAUCAUUAUUGCUGUAGCCAUUGAAGGACCACAGACAAGCCAAGAAUUAAGAGGCUCAAGUGAAUUGAUGUUUAACUGGAUAGGCACAGAAAUAUUCCAAGCCAUUGCUGUCAUUAGUUUUGCUUUUGUAUGCCAUCACAAUAGUUUUCUUAUUUUCGGAUCAUUGAAACAACCCUCUCUGAAUCGAUUUGCUAUAGUGACACAUUGGAGUAUGGGCAUUGCUUUCUUUACUUGUUUUGCAUUGGCUGUGUCUGGAUACUUGGUGUUUACUGACAAGACAGUGGGUAACAUCCUUAACAAUUUCCCCUCAGAUAAUACGUUGAUCAAUGUGGCCAGACUAGCUUUUGGACUGAAUAUGUUUACGACGAUUCCUUUAGAAUCAUUUGUUUGUCGAGAAGUACUGGAGAACUUUUUUUGGCCUUCAGCACCUUUUCAUCAAAUACGACAUUUUUUGAUUACAACUGUAUUGAUCUUGGCGACAUUGGGUAUUUCUCUAUUGACCUGUAAUUUGGGUGUUGUGUUGGAAUUGACAGGUGGAUUCUCAGCCACUGCCUUGGCUUUUGUAUUGCCUCCUUUAUGUUUCUUGAAAUUGGCUAAAGGGUCUUUAUGGUCUAAAGACAAGAUAGUGCAUUGGUUGUGUAUGCUAUUUGGUAUAGUCAUCAUGAUUGUAAGCACAUUCUAUAGUCUUCAAAAAGUAUUUUUAGUUUCUGAUGAGACAAUAGUUCAACAUUGUGAAUAAAAAGAGAGAUAGAGAAAAAAAAAUUUAAAAAAUUAUGCUCUUU